Messenger RNA from Hemicordylus capensis (graceful crag lizard), 3178 nucleotides. RefSeq names its product glypican 3 (gene GPC3). Gene Ontology annotation, cellular component: cell surface; extracellular region; plasma membrane. The transcript has 8 exons. The coding region runs from base 169 to 1917 and encodes 582 amino acids. Gene Ontology annotation, biological process: cell migration; regulation of protein localization to membrane; positive regulation of canonical Wnt signaling pathway. The record is from RefSeq and is a predicted model, not a curated record. Lineage: Eukaryota; Metazoa; Chordata; Lepidosauria; Squamata; Cordylidae.
GCGGCUCUGCCCGGGUGUUUGCUUGGCUCGCCCUUGCGCUCUGGAGAGGCAGCGGCAGGCAGGACGGACGGACGGACUUGCCGCUCUCUCGCUGCUGCAGCUGCGCCUCGCUUCGUCUCGCCGGAGCCAGCCUGGGAUGCGCGCCCGCCCGGCCGCCCCGAAGCCACGAUGACCGGCGGAGGAGCAGCAGCAGCAGCAGCAGCAACCCCGGUGUCGUCUUUGCGCUUCUACGCACUGCUGGCCGCGGCUCUCUUGAGCGUCCGGGCGGAGCCCACCUGCCAGCGGGUCCGCGCCGCUUUCCAGGCGCUGCAGCCCGGCGCCAAGUGGGUGCCCGAGAGCCCCGGGGCAGGGUCGGAUCUCCAAGUAUGCGUCCCAAGAGGUCUUACGUGCUGCUCCAGGAAGAUGGAGGAGAAGUACCAAGCCCUCGCCCGGUCCAACAUGGAGCAGCUCCUCCAGUCUGCCAGCAUGGAGCUCAAGUUCCUCAUCAUCCAGAACGCAGCUGUCUUCCAAGAGGCCUUUGAAAUUGUCGUACGGCAUGCGAGAAAUUAUACCAACACCAUGUUCCGGAACUAUUACCGGAACCUAGCGGCCAGAGCUUUUAAGUCCGUGGGGGAAUUCUUCACCGACAUCUCUCUGUACAUCUUGGGCUCGGACAUCAAUGUCAACGACAUGAUCGAUGAAUUCUUUGACAGCUUGUUUCCUCUGGUCUACUCGCACCUGAUUAACCCAGGCUUUCCCAGUCCUUCUGCGGAGACAGCUGAGUGCUUGCGGCUUUCCCGGAGGGACUUGAAGGUGUUUGGAAGCCUCCCCAAGGUCAUGAUGACGCAGAUCUCCAAGUCGCUGCAGGUGACGCGGGUCUUUCUCCAGGCGCUCAACCUUGGCAUUGAGGUGGUCAACACCACUGACUACUUGAAGUUCAGCAAAGACUGUGGCCGGGCGCUCUUGAAGAUGUGGUACUGCUCCCACUGCCAAGACCUCCUGAUGGCCAAGCCGUGUGGCGGCUUCUGCGGGGUUGUCUUGCAGGGAUGCUUGGCCAGCGUGGUUGAGAUAGACAGCUACUGGCGGGAAUACCUGCGUUCGCUGGAAGGGUUGGCGAAAGGCAUGCGGGGCAUCUAUGACAUGGAGCAAGUUCUUCUCAACCUUUUCUCUUUGAUACGGGACUCUCUUACGUACGUGCAGAAGAACGCUGGGAGGCUGGCUGUGGCGAUUAGCAAGUUAUGUAGCCUUCCCCAGCAGAGGCAGUACAGAUCGGUUGGGUACCCUGAAGAUCUUGUCCUUGACAAGAGAGCCAUGAGAGGUGCUUCUGUGGAACAUGAAGAAACGUUGUCCAGUAGGAGGAGGGAACUGAUCACAAAAUUAAGAAUGCACAGCGGCUUCUACAGCAGCCUGCCAGAGCGUAUCUGCAGCCACAGUUCUGCUGUACAGAACAAUACUCUUUGCUGGAAUGGACAAGACAUUGUGGAAAGGUACAACCGCCAGACGGUGAAGAAUGGCGUGAAAGCCCAGCUUGGCAACCAUGAAGUCAAGGUGAAAGGCCCUGAGCCGGUGAUUAGCCAAAUAAUUGACAAGCUGAAACACAUUAAUCAGCUGCUAAAAAGAAUGUCCGUCCCUCGCCGGAAAAGUCUGGACAAGCCGGAAGAUGAGGACGAGGCAGAAAGUGGGAACUGUGACGAUGAAGACGGCUGUGACGGCGGCACUUCUGGGAACGGUGAAAUAAGGGUGAAGAAUCAAUUGAGGUUCUUGGCAGAGCUAGCGUAUGAUCUGGACACAGACGACAUUCCUUCGAACAAUCAACUUUUGAACCAGCAGAGCGAAGAGGCUUCAGCAAUUCACAACCUUGGGUCGGACAAUAUGACGCCAAGCCGUGUUCUCCUGGCUGCUGUCCUAAUAGCAUCGUUUCUUCUGUCGGUUGAGUGACUUUUUACAAAACUGGACCCUCAUCCAUAGAAAAACUUGAAUCUGUGACCUUUUUGUUGUGUGAGGAUUCCUCCACAAGCUCUCUUCUUCUUCUUCUUCCUGAGGCAUGUGGAAUGAGUGAAGUUCAAAUAAGUUCUUUAACAAACAAAACAAUGAAACAAUAAAAAUCCAAAAGAGAGGCACUCGUUUUAGAUCUAGCAAAAUACGAUACAGCUCUUUUUAUCUGGAAUAUAUUUUUUAAAUUAUCCAAGGGUAUAAUGUCCAAUUUGCAUCCCUAAGAUGGAGACAGAAAUUUUUCCACGGCUGUUGAAAACAACAAAACUUCAUUUCAUCUCGAGUUAAUUGGCAUGGGCAAAAAGUCAUUUAAAGCUGAUGAAACUUCACCAACUCCCUUUUCUUUUUAUAUACAGUCAGUCACCAAACUGAUUUUGGGACUAUUUACCACUCAUCUGGGAAGUCUGCAGUGGGAAUUUGAAACAGCCGUUCCAAAUUUUUAAAGGACGGGAUGGAGCUCAGUACAUGCAGAAUGUCCCCGUUUCAUCCCUGGCAGCAUCUCCAGGUAGGGCUGGGAAAGGCCCCUGUCUGAAACCCUGGAGAUCCACUGCCGGUCAGAGCUGACAAUUUUGAGUGAGAUGAACUCAGCAUAAGGCAGCUUCCUAGGGGGGUGGGUCUGUGUCUCAGUGGAAUUUGCUUUGCAUGUAGAAGGUCCCAAAUUCAAUCCCUACAUGCAGGGCUGGGGAAGACCCCUGUCUGAAACCCUGGGGUAUCGCUGCCAGUCAGUGUAGGAAUUACUGAGUGAGCUGGACCAAUGGUCUGACUCAGCAUGAGGCAGCUUCCUGUGUAAAGUGGGCAGUGGUGAUCCUGGUGAAUAAAUACACCAUUCUGGGGACCGGAAUGGCACUGUGUCACCAAUAUGUAGCAAAACCCACGUCGUCGUAAGCACCUGGCAUGAACAACUGUCAACUAAAGACUGGCUCAUGGUUGGUGAUUGAGGUGCGUAUGUAAAACUUGGGGGAACAAUACAGCCCGUUAAAACAGUCUUGGAAUUUCACAAGACCUACAUUCUCUGGAACAGGGCAGUCGGGAAGUGAGGAGACCAGUGGUGUGUCUAACCUUGCACAGGUGACAUGCGGAACGGCAGGAAGAUGGGUGGACCUUUCUGGACGUUUGAAUCAGCAUCAAGAAGAUACACCAGAUCCUUUCCAGAUCAUAAGAAGAGCAAGCAUGUUGCUUUUAAUAAAAUUUGUAAUAAGCUAUUAAA